Ictalurus punctatus (channel catfish) is the source of this 5988-nucleotide messenger RNA. RefSeq names its product AP2 associated kinase 1a (gene aak1a). Gene Ontology annotation, biological process: protein phosphorylation. The transcript has 20 exons. The record is from RefSeq and is a predicted model, not a curated record. NCBI's taxonomy places the organism in Eukaryota, Metazoa, Chordata, Actinopteri, Siluriformes, Ictaluridae. Gene Ontology annotation, molecular function: protein kinase activity; ATP binding. Bases 883 to 4227 code for a protein of 1114 amino acids.
UAGCAGUCCCCCGGACUGUAGGUGAAUGAAGGAGCAUGUUUAUGGCUGCAGCAGUAUGUUGUUGUGGUUGUUUGUUUGUGUUGCGGUGUGAACACUAACACGACGGGUUUGUUAUUUAUUUAUUUAUUUAUUUCCGAAUCGGGAUCAGAGGAAGGGAAUUAAACCGAUUAUUUUCGCACCGUUUCCUGGAACGAGUCGAAGUGAUCCCCCCCCAAUCAUCAUAAUCUUUUUCUCAUCGUCAUAAUUGACCGAUAUUUCUGAAUGAUUGAUUUUGUUUGUGCAGGAGCGCGCGGGGCAGUACUGGAUGUUACUAAGUAACGGAUUAUUAAUGCGCGUGAACGUUAGACGCGUUACAUUUGCGUCAUUUGGCUGAGCAGAGUGUUUGGGUUACAGUUGAGCUGUGACCUCCAUCAACACUCUCUGCGGCUUUAUUCAGUUUUAGACUAAGUGUUGAGACAUUGCAUGGCGUGUUUGGUGUUGGGACACACAGCUGACACGGACACACGGCCAUUUGCCGGAUGUUUUGGCUUUUUUCCUGCGGCUUUAAGAGCUAAACCGGCUGGGUCACGUUAGCCAUGUUUCUGCCUGUGACUCACCCAGAAUACUAGCGAUAACAUUACUUCAUUUCUUUUUCUAGACGGGUCUCUUUUUUUUCUUUCUUUCCUCACCAUGGUCUUACGAUAAAUCUAUUUAUAUAAAUAUUUUAGCCUUGUGAAAAAGGUUUGUUUAUUAGUUUGUUUUUAAUGAGAUUCUCCGCUCCUCUAAGUUCCACUGCAGUAGCACUUGGUUACUGAAAGCUGAAGCUCCACGGACUCUUUUAUUUCAUGGUUCCUGAGUGACAGCUGGAGAUUUUGGAUCACUGUGGAAGACAGAAGAACGACAAUGAAGAAGUUUUUCGACAGCCGAAGGGAAGCGGUGAGUUCCGGGCCCGGUUCGGGAGGCGCCGGGGCCGGAGGUGGCGCAGGAACCGGAGGAGGAGGCGCCUUCAUCGGCCGCGUUUUCAGCAUUGGCCGCUACCAGGUUACCGUGGAGGAAACCGUGGCUGAAGGUGGUUUUGCCAUCGUGUUUCUCGUGCGCACGCAUCAGGGUGUUCGCUGCGCUCUGAAGAGGAUGUACGUGAACAACGAGCAUGACCUUCAAGUCUGCAAGCGCGAGAUUCAGAUCAUGAGGGAUCUGGCGGGAAACAAAAACAUAGUCGGCUACCUGGACUCCAGUAUCACCGCCGUGGGGUCAGGAGACGUCUGGGAAGUUCUGAUAUUAAUGGACUUCUGUAGAGGUGGUCAGGUGGUGAAUCUGAUGAACCAGCGGCUGCAGACCGGCUUUAGCGAGUCAGAAGUCCUGCAGAUCUUCUGCGACACGUGUGAGGCCGUCGCUCGACUACACCAGCGCAAAAGUCCCAUCGUCCACCGGGAUCUCAAAGUGGAGAAUAUUCUGCUGCACGACCGUGGUCAUUACGUCCUGUGCGACUUCGGCAGCGCCACCAACAGGUUCCAGGACCCUCAGGCCGAGGGAUCGGCCGCCGUAGAGGAGGAAAUUAAAAAGUACACCACGCUGUCCUACAGAGCUCCAGAGAUGGUCAAUCUGUACAGUGGGAAAGUCAUUAGCACUAAAGCUGAUAUCUGGGCCCUAGGCUGCUUGCUGUAUAAGCUGUGUUUUUUCACGUUGCCGUUCGGAGAGAGUCAGGUGGCCAUCUGUGACGGCAGCUUCACCAUCCCAGACAACUCACGCUACUCGCAUGACGCGCACUGCCUCAUACGUUACAUGCUGGAGCCAGACCCUGACAUAAGGCCCGAUAUCUACCAGGUGUCUCAUUUCGCCUUCAGGCUUGCACGCAAAGACUGUCCAGUACAGAACAUCCAUAAUUCUCCGAUUCCUACGAAGCUUCCUGAGCCAAUCAGAGCAAGUGAAGCAGUUGCCAAGAAGAGUCAGACUAAAGCCAGACUCACCGAUCCAAUCCCGACUCUGGAAACCUCCAUAGCGCCACGGCAACGUCCCAAAGCGGGCCAGGCUCAGCCGGUCGCAGGCAUGCUGCCCAUACAGCCGGCCCUCACUCCCCGGAAGAGAGCCAACGCCCCAGCGGGACCUGCGCAACCUAUCAGUGUGAACAUCGCCUCUCAGCCACAGAAGCCUCAACAGCCUGUUCCUGUUGCUCAGCAACAAGCCACGCCUGCAUCCAUGCAGGCCACACCCACUCCUCCUCAAGCCACGCCCCAGCAGGGGCAGCUUUUUGUGCAGCCACAAGCAGCAGGUUUCUACCCUCCUCAGCAGCAGCCGUCACCCCAAGUGCAGAAUCUCUACCCACCCCAUCGUCAGAGCACCAACUCACCUGCACCACCUGCCACAUCUGCCCAGGCAAGAACUAAAGCCAAGGCCCCUCCUCCUCCUUCACUCCUCCUGAAUCCGCAACACACUCCUCCACCAGCCCCAGUGCAGGCCAGAACCAAAGCCGUGGCCCCUGCCCCUCCUGCGCAGUAUUCUCAGACCUCGCAUGGACACACAAAAAUGAAAGCUUUGGCUCCUCCUCCACCAAUCCAGCAGCAGCCACCAAUAGCUAAUCUUCUUGCUUCUAGCCCUCUGUCUUUUAAAGCUCCUCCUUCAGUUCCAGUCCUACUGGGGGCGCCAGCUCCUGACACGAAUUCUGAGCUGAUGCCGUUUGCAGGUGGGCGCUCGGCCCAUAGAGUGGGCUCUCUGACUCCGCCCUCGUCUCCUAAGGUGGCCCCUCGAGGAGGUCACAGGCGCAUUCUGAGUGACGUCACACACAGCACCAUCUUUGGAGUUCCUGUUAGCAAGUCCACUCAACUACUGCAGGCAGCUGCUGCUGAAGCCGGUCUGAACAAGUCCAAAUCAGCCAGCACCACCCCCUCCGGCUCCCCACGCUCCUCUCAGCAGAGUGUAUACCCAGCAGGCGAGGUCAGUACCCAGUCUGCUGCCCCUAAGGCAGAAGCUGGUGCACAGCCUUCUUGGAACCCGUUUGGUGAUGACAACUUCUCCAAAUUGACAGCCGAAGAGCUGCUUAACAAGGACUUUGCCAAACUGGAUGUGAAACCACCAGAGAAGUCCUCGACAGAGAACCUGAUUUCAGGUUUACAACCUGCAGUUCCAAACAAAGGCUUUCCCCCGUGCACAGAGAAGUUGAUAGAGGGUUUGAAGUCUCCAGAACCUUCCUCCUCCUCCUCUUCCUCCCUGCUUCUCCCUGACCUCCCUCUGAACGACCCCUUUAGUCCUGCAGACUCCAGUCAUGCCGUGAUGGAUACCCUUAUUCCAGGUCUGGAGUCUCUACACGCCGAUCCUGUGUUGCCAGACGCCCUGGGAGGAGGGGAAUCUCUACUCGGCGGUCCCCUGCUCUCUCUUUCCUCAUCGGGAGCUCAGGUGCUGCCUUCCCCAAUGUCCUCCACUCCCGCUCAAUCUGUGGAGCAGUUCAUUCCGGCCCCACUGUCCAGCGCACAGCUUCAGCCGGCUCCGGAUCAAAACCCCGACAGCCAGUUUGACCCCAUUCCAGUGCUGAUCUCCAAAACCCCCAGCCAAGAAGAUAAGGGGAAGACUAACGGCUAUGACGCGCUUGUAGAAGGCGACAAAGCAGAAAACCAAACCGAAGACUGGAUGCACUCCAGCGAUGAAGACGAGAGGACGGGCGAGGCCAGGCCGAGCGAAGCGUCAAGCCUCGACUGCAGCGGCUCCAGACCUUUGUUGCAGGACUUCGACGAGGACGAAGAACAAGAGCUGGACACUUCAGGAAACCUCCAGACAUCCUCAAACCUUGACCCCAGUGAUGUCCCACAGUCCUCUCUGGUUACCCGCCAGCCAUCUCAGAACCACUUAGUCCAACCUUCCGAGCCUAACGCCGACGUCUUCUCGAAAGCACCUUUUCAGGUGGUGCAGGAAGCCGACAGCGACGUGGAUGUGUUUGCGAACGCUCCGUUUCCUCGUCCGUUGGCUUCGUCUCAACAAGCAGAUGUCUUCCUCCAGGCGCCGUUUGGAAAGAGAAAAGAAACAUGGGGGACGGUUUACACCCAUCCAGUCCCACAGGCUGGGAUGCAGCGCUCCAACGUGGUGCCUUUUAAUCACGGCAGCCAUGAGCAGAGCGUCCUCGAUCAAGUGGCCCCUUUGCCCUUUCGACCUCAGGCUUUAGCGAAAUACUCCCGACAUUACGAGGGACCCGAGGUGAACUCCGACGAUCCGUUUCUCUCUGCGCCUUUUCACCGUAAAGGACCUCAGGAGAAGCACUAACGUGGACUACGUACUAAUCUCGUCACCUCCGCAUCCUUUAAUUUGAGGUGAUUCUUCGAUGGAAAGAUGCCGAGGAAGUAUCUUUGUGGUGUCUACUUGCGAAAAGAUAGAAUCCUUCUGUGAAAACCGUAUGCAAGAACGAAGCACAUACUUGCCGAGGUGCGGUCCUUACCUGGUUUAAGCUACAAUGCAAACCCAAAUGUCUAUGUUCUACGCCUACCUCAGUUUAUUCCUAUGCUGAGCGAGAAUCCGAUUUUGAGAUGAAUGUACACUUGAGCCUGGAAGGACGCAUCCUCGCUGAAAUGUAAACGUAUUCCCUACUUGGUGCGCUCCCUUAAUCUCACCUGCUUACACUGGUGAUGGAAAAAUCCCCACCAAUGGAGAAGUUCUCGCUGGAGUGUUACUGAGCUACACUUUCACACCAUGUUCAGAUGGUUGACACAAUAGCACUAAUCUCAUCAUCAAGGGUCCUAGUGUUUAGUUUUUGCUUCUUGACAUUACAUUUAUCCAUAUGGGUUGGCAUUUUUGUAGAUUUUCAGUAUCCUGAGCCUCAACAUUAACUUUGCUUAAGCACGAUCAUGAACACCUGACAUUUAUUCAUCUUCAGUAAACGCUUUAUCCUGGUCGGGGAUGUCGUGGAUCCGGAGCCCGUACCUGUUAACGCUGGGUACGAGGCAAGAAUACAUUCUGUAUGGGAUGCCAGUCUAUCGUCCAUCACACUCAUUCAUACCUAGGAGCAAUUUGGAGUCUCCAGUCGCUGUUUUUGAGAGGAGGAACCCGGAGAGCCCCAAGGAAACCCGCCAACACCAGAUUGCGAUGCAAUUUCAGCGUGGUUUUGCCUUUUCAGUGACGUUUCCUUUGGGGCUCCUUCAUAUGCUGGAUUUUGUUGCACAGAAACUGACAUGUAGAUUGUGAUUAAAACUGACACUGGGUCAUCUUGUCUUAAUUACAGUAGUUAAGCUAUUGAUGAUUUGUAAAACGACGAUCACUGAUGAAUUAUCACACUCCAAUUGAUGGUCCACGUUGCUGUGUUUGCAUUUGGACAGUAAGCUGGACAGUAAUGUGAGUAUCACUUGAACACAUAUACGAAUAUACAUCCAGUGCUGUAUUUCUCCAGGGUCCUUGAAUUGGAGAUGAACCUUUUGGUUGUUCCAAAUAUCAGUCUUUCUUUCUGUCUGUCUAUUUUAUUUUCUUUGUUUCUCUGGAUUUUUUUUUUGUGUGUGUGUGUGUAUACCUUUAAAUGCAAUGACAUGACCUUUGGUAAAAUCCUGACACUCCCUAUUGGGACAGUAACAUUGUGUAGGAGGCUGUGUGUAUGUGUGUAAAGAAAGCCGUGUAUGUUUAUAAUAAUCUUGAGGUAUUUGGUGACAUGAAAUGUAUCCAUGUUUGAAACUUUUGGAGAGCUUGUGUGUGUGUGUGUGUGUGUGUGUGUGUGUGUGUGUAUUUGGGGUUUGUGCAUGUUCAGCACCUCGACAGUCUGAAAUGCAGUGUUUGGUGUUUCAGUCAUCAUGAAGGCACUCGUUUUAAAUACUUGGGUUUUCCAAAGCACCUUUCGAUUUGGACGUCAUUCAUCAAAGUGUGUUCUGUACAAAGAAAAAAAAAAAACGAGGAGUUGUGUAUUAAUAUAUAUAUUUUUUUUUCCACAGUAAUGCAAAGGGUGUGAUGCAUCUUGUGUUUUAUGUAAGGAAUGAAAAAUGACUGGGCAUGCUGUUAUAGGGGAAAAAAAAAAAAGUAAAAAUAAAAUAAACAAUCAUAAGUUCA